CCUUGUUGUUUGUUUAUAGUAAACUAGUAGAUUUUUUUGCAUUGAAUAAGAAGGGAAAUAUCUGUUAUCCUUAAGUGUUUUAUUAAUAUCCUCAUAACAGGAUGAGGGCAACAAACAUUAUUUUUAUAUUACUAACCAUUUCUCUGUAUGCCUCAUCAUGUAGGGCAAAGAAGCACUUCUUUUUCUCCUUUUACAAAUUAUUUGAUUUCCUGCAAAAGGAUGGCCAAGCCAACAAUGGCACACACACCAACAAAACAUUGGAGGAAAUGACAGAUGAGUUGGGAGUCAGUCGGGGACGUUGUUUGUACGAGUUUAUUUCGUUUGUGGGCUAUGACGAUAUGGAAAUGUGUUCUCCAGAUGAUGAGUAUAUACUACAUUUGCUCCCGUCGCCAUCUGCAACUGAAGUACCUCGAAAACCUCCCAUUAUGGUGAAAUGUCUGCUGGAACAUACCCUCAUUGGCAACGAUACGAACGAAUUGAGAAUCAUGAACUCUGUGCAGGAGAUAGUCGACUUGCUAAAGCCAAUUGGAAACAAUACAAAACGCUAUCAGCCCGGUAGUUGUGUAGUGGUUUUCUUCUAUACUCCCACAUGCCUGGGAUGUUCUUUGCUGGCUACUCCCAUCUCCAAGUUGCCUUAUGCCUUUAAAACUUUACCCGUGGCUGCCAUAGAUGCUUAUAAAUUUCCCAGCUUUAAUACAGAAUUUGGUAUUGUGGCUUUACCCACUGUGAUGCUAUUUCAUCAGGGCCGACCGGUGGUCAAGUACAAAGGCCAGGGCAAUUGCAAUGCCUUUGUGACAAGGCAUACGGGCCUAAAACCAGCAGAUGUGCCGAAAAAUUUGCCAACGUCGCCCUUAGUUUUUAGCCUGGAGAAUCGUACAGAUUAUGUUCUCAUUAUGGCUUGGCUGUUCAUUCUAUCAUGCGCCGGCUAUUAUUUUGCCCAAUCACGUUUGUGUACUCAAAUCGUGGAAAUGGUUAAGAGAAAUUGGAGAGAAUCAGAAGAGCUGGAACACAAUAAUUAAUUUAGCUAGCUAACCAACUAGGUGGCCACAAUACAAGAGUCACAAAAGCACAUGUAAUUCGAAAUUUAAUUUAUUAUUAGUUUUUGUUUUUAUAAAAUUUAUGAAAUAUGAAUAUUGUGAUCAAGGUGUAUGUAUUUUCCUCUUUUUUUAAAUUAAAAAUAUGAUCUUUUUCAUCUUAA
Molecule: messenger RNA, 1198 nt
Organism: Stomoxys calcitrans (stable fly)
Lineage: Eukaryota; Metazoa; Arthropoda; Insecta; Diptera; Muscidae
Gene: bug
Exons: 2
Coding region: 102-1019 (305 amino acids)
Biological process (GO): cilium assembly
Cellular component (GO): cilium
Source: RefSeq, a predicted model, not a curated record